Actinia tenebrosa (Australian red waratah sea anemone) is the source of this 1447-nucleotide messenger RNA. RefSeq names its product protein MAK16 homolog. Lineage: Eukaryota; Metazoa; Cnidaria; Anthozoa; Actiniaria; Actiniidae. Gene Ontology annotation, cellular component: nucleolus; preribosome, large subunit precursor. Gene Ontology annotation, biological process: maturation of 5.8S rRNA; maturation of LSU-rRNA. The record is from RefSeq and is a predicted model, not a curated record.
AGGAACGUUUGCACGUGAGGAAAAGAUUUGUUGAUAAAAACACAGAAUUUAAAGCUUUUUUAUAGCAUUUUUAGACAAAUUAAACUAUUAGUGACACAGAGGAAAGAUAUUUUGUGGCAUAAAGGAUAUUUAUUGACGCAGAGAUGCAGCACGACGAGGUUAUAUGGCAAGUCAUAAAUCAAGGGUUCUGUUCGUUUAAAGUAAAAACUGAAACAAAGAAAUUUUGUCGUAAUGAGUACAAUUCAACAGGCUUGUGUAAUCGGCAGUCUUGCCCACUUGCUAAUAGUAGAUAUGCUACUGUAAGAGAAAAAGAUGGUGUUUGCUACUUGUAUAUUAAAACCAUAGAAAGAGCACAUUCUCCUGCCAAAUUAUGGGAAAAAAUCAAACUUGUCAAGAACUACGAAUCUGCAUUAGCACAGAUUGAUAAACACCUUAUGUACUGGCCAAAUUUUAACAUCCAUAAAUGUAAACAAAGAUACACCAAGAUUGUCCAAUAUUUAAUACGCAUGAGAAAACUCAGACUUAAAACAAGUAAGAAACUUGUAACUGUUAAUAAAAAAGUUGAACGACGAGAGACAAGAAGAGAGGCAAAAGCAUUGGUUGCUGCACAGUUGGAUAAUGCUAUAGAAAAAGAACUACUGGACAGACUUAAACAAGGAACUUAUGGAGAUAUAUAUAAUAUUGAAAAAGAAGCAUUUGAAAAUGCACUUGAAAAGAUUGAAGUAGAAUCAGAAGAUGAAGAAGAUAAGGAGGAGGAAGAAGAAGAAGAAGAAGAGGAGGAAGAACCAGAGUUUGUCGCUGAGGAUGAAAUUGAAGAAAGUGAUUUAAGUGACAUAGAGGACUUUGAGGUUCAAAGUGAAAGUGAGGAAGAGGAAGAAGCUGAAGAGGAGAAAACAUCUCCUUUGAAAAAGAGAAGAAAGGCUAGAGUAGAAAUAGAAUAUGAAGAGGAAGUCAAUACAAAGAGGACAAAACUUAAGACGUAGUUCUUGAUUCCUCGUAAAAAUAAAAAUACCACAUGGAUGUCUAUUUUUAGACUCGUGUGUAAUAACAUGUCAUUAUGCUGUAGUUGGUUUCAUUCUGUUGGUGAAGACACAGCUAAUAUCUUAUGUCAGCAUAACUGCAGUGUAUAAGUAAUUCAUAAUAAAUGUAUAAAUGUACAUGACACAUAUUGUAUCAGCACAAGUUACAGACCCCUUUCAACCCUUACAAACACUUUUUCCAAUGGAAUGUGUGUCAUUUUGCUAUAAAUUGUCUAUUGCUAUAAUGGAAUAAAAAACGACCCACUAUUUUCCUCUAUUUAUUACCAAUUUUAUUGGUAUAUGCUAUUGUUUUCAUUCUAAGUAUUGUAUUUUAAUAUAAGGUCAACUGCUUGUGCUAGGUUGUCAACUAUAUCUUGGAUUCAAAGCUACUGUAACAGGAAAUAAUAAAAUAAGCACUUUUUCCAAUG